Molecule: messenger RNA, 2220 nt
Organism: Penicillium bovifimosum
Lineage: Eukaryota; Fungi; Ascomycota; Eurotiomycetes; Eurotiales; Aspergillaceae
Product: putative chromatin remodeling complex subunit (Rsc9)
Exons: 3
Coding region: 1-2220 (739 amino acids)
Biological process (GO): regulation of DNA-templated transcription
Molecular function (GO): DNA binding
Source: RefSeq, a predicted model, not a curated record
AUGUCUGGCUCUACCCCCCCACCUCGCUCCGACGUAAAGGGUUUGCGCCAUGCCCCGAAGGUCAACCAACCAUUCAUCCCGGACACCACCCCUGCCCGUCGAUCACAUAUUCAUCAUGGACUCACAUCACCACAACCGUCAGCCAGUCCUCAUCAGGUAAACACCAACCCAGCCGCCAAUCCACAGAGCUCCCAGUUUGUAGUCGACAGCUGGGAAGGCAGAGACCAUCGCCAGCUUCCCAUGUCGACGAAAGAGGUCCCCACCCCCGGAAACCAGCCGCUCGUCUUCCGUCCAUCAAAAAGACCCCGGCAGCUAGAUUAUCAUGAUCCUUACUUCCCAUUGAGUUAUCUUGAGGUUCCAAGGACUGAUCAUAUCUACAAACGUGCCCACUAUGGCCUGCAGUCAGGCAUUCCAGAUGAGGUCGAUUUCGCCUUAUACCACCUUGUCCAGAUUUCGAACCAGCGAUGGGACAAGUUCAAAUUCGAAGGGUUCCCGUUGCUUGCGGAAACUUUGAUGCAAAAAGCACUCGAUAUCACCCAACUCUGCACGGGGGUCAAGUGGGAAUUCCAAUACGAUCCCAGGAAACCGAUUGACCGUGUCAAUGUGCUGAAUUCGCUACAUGGAACGCGGGACAUCUUGGACAAGAUCAGCAAGAUCCCAGUGAACCUCGCGGAUGACGGCCUCGAGACCGACGAAUUCAAUCACCAACUUCGGAAUAUCAAGGAGGCUACAUUGGUGUUGAGAAACAUGGUACUUCUCCGGGAGAAUGCAUAUUACGUGUCGCGCUAUGCGAAAGGGCUAUUGCGGGACUUUUUGGUCAUCAUCAUCAACGCCCCAAACCAACCGCGACUCAAUGAAAUCAAAAAUGACGCACUUGAUAUUGCUGAGGAGGUCACCAAGUUCCUGCGGACUGACCCUGAAGAUCCGUUGUGGAUUUCUCUGGUAAAAUGCCUCGAUUCAACAGAUCGCGCCCACGUCGUGCGGGCUCUGUGGGCCUUGACACAUUUCGGAACUGAGCUGGACGAUGCAGACGCAAACCGAGCCAUGGAUAGUCUGACCAAACCGACCCUUCAGCAAAUGUACUAUCUUACGCUUCUUGACCUCGACAAGGACCUUCUCAGUGGGGCACUUGACUUCUGGUAUCAAUACACACUCAGCCAGGACAACAUCGAGACAUUGAUGGAUAUCGUUAACUUCCCGAUCGUUUUCGUCCCUCGCAUGGUUGCACUCCUCACGUAUGAAGCACGUCCAACCAAGAAAGAAACCGUUCUGCAAGAAGAAAAAGUCGCCCCUCCUCCCACUGACAUCCCUCGCGUAUCCCCGGAGCUUCUGGAGAAGCUCAUGGAACUCUCAGAGCCGCAGAGAAGCUCUCAAUGGCUGCGUUGCUGUUUCAUUGAGGAUGCAGAGUGCGAGAUCACCCAGAUUGCUCUGUGGCAAGCAUACCAGAGCCGUUUUGCCGAUCCCCGCGUCAAUGGAGGCGGCGUCCUUCCUGCCGCCGAGUUCAUCAAGAAUGUUAGCAACACAUUUACGAAUGCCCAGGCACAGGUUAUCAAUGGUCCAGGCACCGCCACCAAAUUCAUCAUCAAAGGCAUCCGACCCUUGGAAACCGCCCACACUUUCGAAGGCUUCCCUUACUGCUACUGCCGAUGGGCCGAUAACUCAAAGCCCUCGAAGAUGUGCCAGCGUGCGUUCACAUCUCCGACCGAUCUGCGUAACCACGUGUUCGGGGACCACAUGAACCUGGAGCCCACCGAAACCCCCGGGCAGUACAAACUGGAUCCCGCAGAGACCCCCAUCCACACCUGCCAAUGGGACAACUGCGUGCGGUUCCGAGCAUCAAACGCUAGCGCCAACACAUCCACGGUCGCCGGUCAUGUCGCGGCGCAUCUGCCGGAAGAUCGUCCAGCCGAUGCGCAGCCAGCCCUGGCCAAGCGCGUGGUUCUCCAGGAGCGUAUCGUGCGUAAGUGGUACUACAUGGAUACGCCGAUCAACGAGAAGGCAGAGCCUUUCGGCGUCGCUUACAAGGCGGCCUUGGUGCUCCGUAACAUUGCCCGAGGUCUGCCCGCCCGCACGACGUCGCAGUACGGUGGCCUUACCUGGAAGAAGGCCUGCUUUACCUCCCAACGCCCGAAGAUCGUUGAAGUGUGGGACCGAAACCGCGCUUUGCGCAAGGAGCUCACUGAGCUCAUUAUGGUUAUCGAGAAGGAGGAUGACUAUUGA